UCUUCACGGCACAUCAUGAAGCAAAGACUACAGCCACCACGAAGUCUCCUCAGUCUACCCAGAGAACUUCGCGAUCAGAUCUACACCUACGCUCUAUACGAAGAUGAGGGGAUAUACUACUACCGCCCACACAAAUUGCAGAAGCCAAUCUUCAUCCGCAACUACGACAGCACACACAUGGCAGUCAACCAGCUAAAGUACACAUGCCAUCAGCUACGCUCCGAGACUCUUAACAUGGAACUCGGACUCAACCGUCUAACUUUUCUUGGGGACCCCACAAUUAGUUUGGAAACAAGGAGAGUGAAAGAGGACCCAGAAUCUCACUUCCUAGAAUUCAUCGGUCUGUGCAGUGAGAGGAUGCGGCGUCGCCUUCGCUGCAUCUACCUACCAUACGGCCAUCGAAUUCGCCACUAUAGAUGCAUCGGACCGCGCGACGUAGUGCUGUUCUGUGAAAGGUACCCCCAUAUCACUGUGUGGUGGCAGACUCGCUUCCUAGAAGAAGAGUUCUACAGAGUCAACAAACCUGCAGAACGGAUCUUGGAGGGCGGAGCCAUGCUGGCUGCUCUCCUACGAACAGGUGUGGAUCUUCAGCAUUUCCAAGAUUCAAUGUUGAUUGAUUUGAAGAGCGACUCGAUAUUGCAGUAUUUGGCUAGGUGUUUGACCGGGCAGGAUAUGGUAGAGAGGGGCUAUUAUAGUAGGACUUUCAAGAUGAAGGCGGGAAACUUUAGGGUGCUUCCGGCUGUGGAGGGGGACUGGGAGACGGAGUGUAGGGAGAGAUGGGAGGGUUGGGUUGCGUAUUGGGCUAUUGAGAAUAGGGUUUGGUGGAUAAAGCGAUAUCUAUGUUACGGCAUUUGA
Molecule: messenger RNA, 855 nt
Organism: Periconia digitata
Lineage: Eukaryota; Fungi; Ascomycota; Dothideomycetes; Pleosporales; Periconiaceae
Source: the annotation of a GenBank genome assembly